AUGGCGGCGCUCAGCCGGGCCGAGGGCGAGGCGCGGUUCCACCGGCUCCUGGUGCAGCUGGUGGCGGAGUUCGAGGUGCUGCGCGGAGCACCGAUCGAGGAGCAUCCCGCGUUGGAGGCCGAGAUGACCGAGACCAGGCUCAGCCCGGCGGACGCCGAGCCUUCCGCCGGACUACCCCGAGCCUCUCCAGGACGCCAGCUGCCCUGUAAGGUGGCGGAGCCUGCCGAAGCCCAAGAGCCCCAGAAGGCGCACGAAGAGGAGUCCCUCGCGCUGGAGACCCUGGAUGCCUCGGUGGGCGAGGAAAGUCUGGAGCACGUGCCCCUGGUGCCAGCACCCGUCUUUGACCUGCCAGAAGUGCUCCGCAAGUUCUACUUGCUCUACGCGGACACCACAUCAGGCCAGCUGACAUGGGAAAGGCUCUGCGAGGUCGUCAAGAAGGGGCAGGGAUCAUGCGAGCUGGACCUGCUGGAAGCGGAUGUCCGCGCCAUGCUGAAGAUGGUGCCCGAAGACCCGGAGCUACUACUUCCACCGCCACAGCCAAUGCGGAUGAGCACGACUAGUGCGGCGCCCAAGGAGCUUCAGGUCAGUUUCCCCGGCUUCGCUCAGCUGAUGUGCGGGGACAUCUCCCACUUCAAAGAGGCAGCACAGGAGCGUAUGAAAGGCUUCCGCUUUCUGGUGCAGGAAGAAGCCGAGGUUCCGAAGCUCCGGCCGCAGCUCGCGCAGGCAUCGUCCUCCUGGUUCGAGAACAUCCCGUUGGACUACAAGACCUUCCUCCUCGAAGUGGCGCCGGCCUUUGUCAUCCUGGCCAAUGCAGUGGUCAUCGGCAUUAGCGCCGACGACCAUCCCGAUGCGCCCGGCUGGCAGGUGCUGGAGCUCAUGUUCACCCUCAUCUUCACCUUCGAGGCUCUCCUCAGGAUGAGGUGGACGGGCUGCCGCGUCUACUUGACAGGGCCAGAUGCAGGCUGGAACUACUUCGACAUGCUUUGCCUGACCUGCGCAUACACGGACCUUAUCAUCACCGGGAUCGUCCAGGCCACUGCGGAAGGCGAAGGACCGGCCCUGAGCGCCAUCAUGCUCAUCAAGAUCCUCCGCCUGGCCCGUGUCUGCAGGAUCAUCCGCGUCAUGCGCUUCGGCGCCGUCCGCGAACUCCGCGUCAUAAUCCUCGGCGUGCUCAGUGGCGUUCGAGUGCUCUUCUGGGCCAUAGUUCUGCUCUUCUUCACGGUCUACAUUAUUGGCGUUUCCGCACGACUGCUGAUCUCAGAUGAACCGGAGUUUGCCACCGUCUCAGCCUCCAUGCUGACAAUCUUCCGCUGCGUCACGGAUGGCUGCACGGACCUGGCAGGCCAGCCGCUGCAAGAACACUUGCGGAUCAAGCACGGGAGUGCAUUCAUGCUGGUCUACAUGGUAUUGUUUCUCUUCGUCGUCAUCGGCAUCUUCAAUCUCAUCAUGGCCGUGUUCCUAGACUCCGUGGUCAGCGACCAUGCGACGAGAGAACUGCAGGAACUUGGCUACAAGUACGAAGAGAUGCAAGAGCAGAUCUCAAACGUCAUCGCCACGCUCGCCUCUGGACGCCGCGUGGAGAAGAAGGAUCAGUCGAAGACGUUCUGCAGCUGGAUCUGCAGCUUUUUUGUGAGGAGGCCGACGCAUCUGAAGAAGAGCAUGCGGCUGAACGUGCAUAAGGAGAUGAACAAGGAGGUGGCGGUGACACGGGAGGCCUUCACUCGCUGGCUCGAAUACCCAGAGAUGCAGGAGCUGCUGACUUUCUGCAAGAUCGAGACGGCAACAAAGUAUGAUCUCUUUGACGUCCUGGACGCCGACCUCGGUGGCCAGCUUCACUUCAGCGAGCUGGUCGAAGGUCUCAUGCAGCUGAGGGGGCCGAUCACCAAGUGCGACGUCAUCUCCCUACGUCUAAUGAUGAGCAACUUGCUCCGCAGCGUGAUUCGCGUCCUGGAUCUCGCGCACGCGCUGCCAGGAGUGCCUGCCCGUGAAAGGGUCCAGCGACCCCCCUCCACCGUGGUCUAG
Symbiodinium natans is the source of this 2022-nucleotide messenger RNA. Lineage: Eukaryota; Dinophyceae; Suessiales; Symbiodiniaceae. The record is from the annotation of a GenBank genome assembly.